Messenger RNA from Ooceraea biroi (clonal raider ant), 2766 nucleotides. Its product is annotated as cuticle protein 64. NCBI's taxonomy places the organism in Eukaryota, Metazoa, Arthropoda, Insecta, Hymenoptera, Formicidae. The record is from RefSeq and is a predicted model, not a curated record.
CAUGUGUUUUGUAAAUUAUUCAAGAUAUUGAAAACGUGCUCUAUUCCUAAACAAUUUUUAUCUGCUGACAUAGUUUGUACGUUUCGAGAUCGAGAUUCGAGAGAGUUUAUGAUUACUGCAAGAUAUGAUAAUCGCCUCGCUAUUCGCCUGGCCUCUAUAUUAUUCGUUUCGUUAUACAUGUUCCUAUUAAUAAACACGCUAUUCCUAUAUACUGAUGGCGUCCCUCCAUGUUUUCAGUUUGUACAUAUUGCGUAUACUAGAGCACAUUGCGCAAAUCUUGCGUCAAAUAAAAUAUGAAGCAUAAAACACAAUACAAUUCAACGGCAAGCAAUUCUUGCAGCAAUUCCUCAAAAAAUUGCUCAAGAAAUUGCGUCAAAUCUAGCGCAAUAUAUUACACAGUCCAAAACGAGCUUUCAAAAAAUCUGCUGCAAUUUAAUCGAAGAUAGAGCGGUGGCUGCAAAAAAUAAUCCGCAAAACCUAUUUCCGAAGUCGCUGUUUUUCACUAGCUUCAGGAAUAACAUUUUAUAUCAGAACUGGAAAUGAAAAACUAGAGGCUACCUAAUAGGAAGACGUUUUAGGGGCGAGUGCACGCACAUGUGCACAUGCAUAACGCACGUAGUACUUUAUCAAGAACGCGACAUUGAAUAAUAAGUGUUUAUCUUGCGGAAAUUUUGCAGUACUACCACGUGUUUACCGACAAGGUGCACAAGGUGAAGUCGCAAAUCGCAAUAAGGACGAAGAUAAUCCGUUACGAGCGGUGAGGUUGUAGGUGUGCGACACUGAGCGAGGCGAGCAAGGAGAAUAUGCAAAAAUGCAUGCCCCACGGUUAAUGAAGUGCUCCACCUUUCUUUCUCUUUCCGUAUUAUUAUCUGCCUGAGCGAGCGAAUUCCAUGAAUAAUCGAGCCGUGCCGUGUAUAUGUUGGUUAUGCGGUAUGAAUAGUGCGCAUUUCCAGGGGCUCUCGUUGCGUAUGUACGCGUACGAUGAUUCAUUUUUCGCUUCGACGCCGACCGGAAGCAGUAUGACACUCGCGUUGACACACCCACUCAUCCUCGAUCGAAGAGGCAAUAGGAUCGAUGCAAGGGGUGCAAAGAGAUGCAUUUAUCAAAGAGAGAGAGAGGGAAGAAAACGGAAGAGCUGAGACGCAGUGUGUACGUGACAGUAUACAGAUAAAAAUAUAGCGCAGAUAUGCGAUAAUAUAGUGAAGUAAAAAGAAUGAAAAAUCUCGAAAUACGCUAUUUUCUUAAUAAUAUAAUAAAUUCUUAAUAAAAGAUGCAUAAAGUAUAUGAGAUCAAUAAUAGAUAUAUAACAGCGCAAGGAAGUAAAUAAUAAUUCAUCAGACAAAUUUCUAAUUAUAGAAAAAACUUGAUACAGCUACAAGAAGUAAUAAAAACAACAACUCAGAAAUAUACGGUAAUGUAAAGUAUGAAUUGUCUUCGAUAUCUCACUUCCACACCACCGCGUGCCAUAUUCGAUCGGUCGAGGUCCCCGCGUCGCUCCAUUCACGCUUCGCGGAGCACAGACAAGAUCAUAGACGCGCGAAUAAUUACUGAAAGCGAUCGAGAGUGCCGACCGAUGGAAAAAGACGAAGGAAAGACGAGGGAACCUCUCUCUGUCUCUCCUUCUGUCUCUUUCACGUGAGUGCACGCGCGCGCUCUCUCUCUUCUUUCCUCCCUCGUCUCGCACUCGCGUGGUGCGCUCAAGGCGACAUAAACGUGCUUUUUCUCACGGUGCGAAUGAAACGAACGAUACUUCUUUUUCCUCCUGACCAAUAAUAGUCUCGUCCUUCGUGCAAACGGCAAGCGGAGAGACCGCGCGGCGAGUCAUCCGCGCGGCUUCGCAAAGAAUCUAGGAUUGAGGUGAGCGCGUAACAAGUCCCGGGGCCCGACUCACCCCACUAUCAGGCGGCGGUGGCGGUGGUGGACUCGCCAACACCGUUUACCUACCUAGCUACCUAUACCUGCUCACCUACGAAUUUGCCUUGCCCAUUGGCAGGAAGCAUUUUUUUCCCGCAUCACUCCCCCUUGGACCCUAAGCGCGCAGGAAAAACAAUCCGCCGGGGAUAUAUAAGCGAUCCAGCGGGGUACAGCGAGAUAUAGUCAGUCCGCAGUACCGACAAGAGAGAUUACGAGCAAUCGCAGCAACAUGUUCAAGUUGGCCGUUCUUUUCGCCAUCCUUGCCUACGCAUCUGCCACAGGCCUCUACUCCGGAUACGGAGGACUCUACGGUUAUGGUGGUUACGGCUACGGUGGUUAUGGUUUGGGCCAUGGAGUAGCGGCGAUCGCACCUGCGGUCUCAUAUGCGCACGCUCCAAUCGCAACUAGUUACGCUAAUACGUACAAGGUCGCCGUUGCGCCGACUGUCGCCAAGAUCAUUGCACCACCUAUCACCAAAGUGGCGUACACCGCACCUGCUAUCACAAAGCUCGCCUACGCUCCUAGUUACUCGGUACCACCGGUGUACACGGUUCCACCAUCAGUCAGCUAUCUGCACAACAGUCUUGGAUAUGGUCAUGGAUACGGUCUUGGUCAUGGAUACGGUCUUGGUUAUGGUUACGGACUCGGCUAUGGCCAUGGCUAUGGAUAUGGUGGAUACUACUGAAUGGGGCUAGCGAACCAAAGUCUUUAGGACUAAUGGCCCCUCAUCGACAAGUUUGAUCGUAAUGUUCGGUGUCACAGGCCUAUAUCCAUGCCACAACUGCCACAAACUUUGUCAUCUCGGCUAUGUAUAAUAUACAUGAUGUUUAUAAUAUAUAUUUUCAUCUUUUA